AUGCCGGAGAUUAUCCUGAAAGUGGCGGCCUCCGGUACGGAGAUUGCGAGGCUGAGUGCGGAACCUCUGGAGCUGGUCGCCCGGCUCCGCUCUGCCGCUGUGGCCUAUGGCGGGCCACCUGAGCUCAGGUGUGGCUUGCGUCUGAUGUUCGGUACUCGGGUGCUGCGCGACUGCGACACGCUGGAAGCUUCUGGCCUUGCCGGGGGUGGCUCUGUGGAUGUGGUGAAGGUGCCCUCUCUGGAGUUCUGGCGUGAGGGCAAGGUCGUGUGGAACUCUAUUUCCGUGCCAGUGAGUGGGCCGCUGUUGAUGGGCCUCACCGUGCGGCAGCUUGCUCGUGAUCGGCUGCUGGCCUUCCCUGCCAUGCCAGCCUGGCGGAAGUACCUCCCUAGUCCAGAAGACGAUGCAGAAUCAAAAACACCCGAAUGUGGGGGGAUAUUGUCCGGGUGCUUUCCGUCGGCUCCUGCCUUGGAGGAUCAUACCGGCUCCAAGUAUGUGGUCCAGCAUUUCGAGCCGUCAGACGUCUGGCUCGUAGGCGCUUCCGAGCAAUCCGCACAGGACAUUUCUGUCCAGACAGACAGGGGCUACGUCAGUGCGAGACGGAUCCCUCUGCCUUUGGCAGAUCCGCACCAGGCCAUUCAUGCGUUCGAGUACCAGGAUGAAGCUGCUACUGUGCUGUUGGGUCCGGGACGUUCUGGCGAUGCCAUGGAGGAGCUGCAAGAUGGGGUGCUGCAGAGGUACCGCCUCCACGGCCUGGCAGAAGAGGAUUUGUCCAAGCUGCGCUUCGAGCCGGAGGGUGGCCCCAGUCCUUUCAAAUUCAAGUUCGCGUCUGUCACCGAUAAAUACAUCGACUAUUACGAGUCUGUGAUGAAGAAGUUUAACUGGCAGGAGGGUGACCAGUCUGCCGGCCGACCCAGAGAGGUCGACAAAGAGGGACUGGUGUCCAACGCCUUGGAUGAUUUCACUGCAGGUCGGGAUCGCUGUGGCGAAGUUGUGGCAAGGCUUCCUGAGGGGUGGCAAUACGGAGAGGAGGUUUACGACUUUGAGGUAUGUCAGCUAGCCGGCGGCGAGCCGAAACAGCUAGCCAAGUGGAGGGCCGAAGGUCACGUCAACAAUCAUUGCCAAUGCCUCGGGGAUCGCCUCAUGCUCUUUGCUGGCUCUCACGCCGGAGAAGAUGCCUUCUACGAGGAGAUGCAGCUGAUCGACUGGCAGACACAGGAAGUUAUCCGGAAAAUACCCCUCGACUUUAUUCCGCACUAUAUCGAGGAAGAGUGGGACCGGGGCAUCUUGAACGGCAGCACGCAAACAUUCUUCACACGUUUUCAUGGCGAAAAUGAGACUGAGGGUUCUACCACUUUCGUCUUUGCCGCCCCAGAGAUCUGA
Messenger RNA from Symbiodinium necroappetens, 1380 nucleotides. The record is from the annotation of a GenBank genome assembly. Lineage: Eukaryota; Dinophyceae; Suessiales; Symbiodiniaceae.